CUUUUUUUGGGAAGAAGAAAAAAAAGAAAGAGAUCAGAUUUUUAUUUUUGUUCAGUUUGCUUUGGCUUUCACGAAGGCUGUCUCUUUCUCUGUCCGCAAAAUAUCAAAAGUCGCUUUAAUCUUUUUAUCUUUUCUAGAAAAAAAUUAUAAAGCAAAACAGAAGAGAUAAUAACACAGACGAGGAGAAAAGCAGACGUAUCUGUGUUUUGUUGUUUUGUUCAUCUCUGGUUCCAAGACUCAAACUUUGGAUUCUCUUCUCUGUUUUGUUCUUCUUAUUGUCUUUCCCUUUUGUAAUAGUAGUUUCUUAAAAUCGUGAAAAGAGAGAAAGGGUUAAAGAGAUUAGGAGAGGAGAGAUGUAUUAUCAGUUGACCAACUCUUCUUACAUGGACUCUCUCAAGAUUCUUGAGGCUGAUAUUGAGCACGCUAAUGGACUGGCUGCUGAGAUUCCAAUGGGAAAGAGCAGUGUGAGACUUCAGAUGAAACUGGUUUGCAGCAAUUUGGCUCCUUUCUUCAUUUUUCUCCUACAAUGGAUGGAUUUCUCAUGUCUCCUUCCAAGAUACUUUGAUUUCUUCCACAUACUCAUCUACAAGGUACGUGCUGAUGGGCGGUGGAAUCGAUCCAGGUACGGAAGGAAAGCUACUAUCAGAGAGUUUUACGGUGUUAUAUUACCAUCACUAGAGCGUCUUCAUAUCAACUUCUCUGACUUACCAAGCGACAACUUCUGGUAUCCGAAUCCAAAAGCCAUCACCAAGAAGACCUACGAAUUUGAAGGCAACAGAUUCAUUACUAACAACGUUGAAUCUGAGAGAGAAGAGGAAUGCGGAAUCUGCUUAGAGCCUUGCACCAAAAUGGUGUUACCAAACUGUUGUCACGCAAUGUGCAUCAAAUGUUACAGGAACUGGAACACAAAGUCUGAGUCAUGCCCGUUUUGUAGAGGGAACAUCAAGAGAGUUAACUCAGAGGAUCUUUGGGUGCUGACUUGCGAUGAAGAUGUGGUGGAUCCUGAGACUGUUACAAAAGAGGAUCUUCUUAGGUUUUAUCUACAUAUUAAUAGUCUUCCUAAAGAUUAUCCUGAAGCUGUCUUCUUAGGGUACAACGAGUACUUGAUAUGAUGAUUUUAAGGUGGGAAGACACAUCACGGGAGAGAGAGAUCACAGACCUUUAACUAAGUGUAUAUAAGAAUCUGGUGAUCCAAGAUUUUCCCUUCAUUUUAGGUUAUGAUUAAUAAGAAGAUUGUGUACCCUUUGUUAUGUGAUAUUAAAGAGAAAAUGUUUGUUUCGGUUUACUUAGUCUUUAAUUCUGGUCUUAUUUCUUGUUCAUAGCACAAACAUAUGUCUCAAGAUGAGAUUAAGA
Molecule: messenger RNA, 1353 nt
Organism: Eruca vesicaria subsp. sativa (arugula)
Lineage: Eukaryota; Viridiplantae; Streptophyta; Magnoliopsida; Brassicales; Brassicaceae
Source: the annotation of a GenBank genome assembly